Paramecium octaurelia is the source of this 822-nucleotide messenger RNA. The record is from the annotation of a GenBank genome assembly. Lineage: Eukaryota; Ciliophora; Oligohymenophorea; Peniculida; Parameciidae.
AUGUAGAAGGCACUGUUUUAAUCAAAUGAAAAUAUACUUUUAAAUAAGUGGAGAUAUUAUUAGGUAGACAAUUUAAAGGACAUCGAGUAGUAUUUAAACUCUAUUUUUUUUUUUUCCUUAUCAUGUAUAUGCAGAUGCCAAUUAGUGUGCUAAAUUACUCAAAAUAUUUCAUUUUAAGAUGGAUUUUACAGUUUUAUUGAUCCUUUUAUUAUUUUAAUUAAUAGCAAUUAUAGUAACAUUGUUGUUGGAUAAAUAACAUCAUCAAAUGCUUAUAUUAUAAUCAGUUAAAUAGGUAUUAAAAUUCAAGUUUAGAAUAUGAAGAUUGUAAAUACUCGGUUGAUAUUAAAUUAUUAUUGUUAAUAGAAUUAAUUUAUUUGUUUUUACGCCUGGAAUAUUGCAAAUUUAAGCUCUCCAUUUUUUGAAAAAAAUUUAAGAAGUAUCUAGAACUCAAAUAAUAUUCAGUUAUUUGCUUAUAAUCUAUUUUAUUAUGUUCAGACUAACAAAUAAAUCUCUGUUUAUAAUCCAGUUAUUCUUGAGCAUUCAUCAUUAUUCUAUACUUUUAACUAUAAUGAACCCUAUUUUACGACUACUUCCCAAGUUAUGGCUUUGAUAUCAUUCAAUUCUUAAUUUUAUUUGUUAAAUCCACUUUUAGUAUACUCUUAUCAAAUUACACUACAGAAUACGAUUACAAAUGAGAUAGCUUUUUGGUCUAAUACUUUUAAUUUUACAGUUUAAUCUUAAAUUGGAACAAAAGGUGCUGAGAACUUAAUUUCAAAUUAGCAAUUCAUGAUUUUGAAUGACUCUUUGGAUAUAUAUAACUGA